This is a messenger RNA of Ambispora gerdemannii, 415 nucleotides long. The record is from the annotation of a GenBank genome assembly. Lineage: Eukaryota; Fungi; Glomeromycota; Glomeromycetes; Archaeosporales; Ambisporaceae.
CUCGUCACCACUGAGAUCUAUGAACUAUCACGCACGCAAACUUAUGCACACAAAUAAUCAAGGGAAUCAUAGAUCGCGUUCCCAGGAAGGAGUUCAAGAAAAGGAGAUCGACGCUUUCUUCCAAGAUCCUUCUGACCAAAGGUCAACCAAAUUUAUUGAGAAACUGCGGGAAUCAGAAAUAAUAAGCGACGACUCCAGCAAAACAUACAAUGAGGAGGAUGAAAACUACAUACCAAGUAACACUGGGGAAUCAACUUCUGAUGCAUCUGAGGACAAUGACGAUUUGGAUUAUAAUAACGAUUAUGAAAAUGAGAAUACCUCUCCAAAAGUCGAUAAGGCGGCUUUUUGUAAGGCUCAUGAUGCUAUCCCGAACACUACAAAGUCGCGGUUGAGCACAGGCAAAAUAGUGGAGUAA